Messenger RNA from Lactuca saligna, 549 nucleotides. NCBI's taxonomy places the organism in Eukaryota, Viridiplantae, Streptophyta, Magnoliopsida, Asterales, Asteraceae. The record is from the annotation of a GenBank genome assembly.
AUGUUGGUUGUUGUGGCUUGUGUUCAAUGGAAUAAGAAAGAGAGGAAAAUGGUGCCCGAAGGUUGUAAUUGUAUAAAAAAGGAGGGACAUAGAAGCUUACAUGAGUUUGACGGUGAAGGUGGUGGUUGUAACAGAGCAAGAAUACCUUGGGGAUUAAGAAUUCCAGCUCGUCUUGGGUUAUCAUUUUCAAAUGAUAUUGAGACAACAAUUCAUAAACAUGCUUCAUCCUUAUUGGAUUUAAGCCAUAAUCUUCAAUCCGUCUUCUUCACAAAAAUAUUGGUGGCUACAGAUGAUGAGAGGAUUGCAGAUUGUUGUCAUGGAUUUGGAGCAGAUGUCAUAACAAUCUUGUCGAAAUGUGGAGUUGUCAAAGUGUUACAAGCAACCCCUGAUGCUGUAUUUAGCACUACAAUUACAUCUUUGAAAGCAGAUGCAUGUGAUCAAAAUCGGGUGAAAUGUCAGGGAAGGUCAAUGCACAGUUCCAAAUCCAUCAUGUUUAGAAAAAUGAAGGUAUUCACAAAAUAUUUGGUUCAUCAAUUCGAAGAUAAAUGA